Molecule: messenger RNA, 2591 nt
Organism: Eublepharis macularius
Lineage: Eukaryota; Metazoa; Chordata; Lepidosauria; Squamata; Eublepharidae
Gene: MPP2
Product: MAGUK p55 scaffold protein 2
Exons: 13
Coding region: 142-1800 (552 amino acids)
Cellular component (GO): cell-cell junction; plasma membrane
Molecular function (GO): protein binding
Source: RefSeq, a predicted model, not a curated record
UCUCGGCGGCCAGCGCUCGGGACCUCUGCCUUCCCCAGCGCCACGCUGCUCUCCAUCCCUCCUGCGCUGAAGCAGCAUCUUCAAGAACUGGAAAAACGUAAGCCUGAUCAUUCCAGAGCCAAACAUUCCCCAGCCGCUGAAAUGCCUGUUGCUUCUACCAACUCCGAGACAGCCAUGCAACAAGUCUUGGACAACCUGAGCGACCUCCCGAACUCCAUGGGAGCAGGUGAUCUGGACCUCAUCUUUCUCCGUGGCCUCAUGGAGAGUCCAAUAGUAAGAUCAUUGGCUAAGGCUCAUGAGCGUCUGGAGGAAACAAAGCUGGAAGCCGUGAGAGACAAUAAUUUGGAGUUGGUCCAGGAGAUACUCAAAGACAUCUCGCGGAUUGCUCAGCAAGACAGCACAGCAGCUGAAUUGUCUCGCAUCCUGCAGGAGCCUCACUUCCAGUCCCUCCUGGAGACCCACGAUUCUGUUGCUUCAAAGAGCUAUGAGACUCCACCGCCCAGUCCUGUGCUGGACCCCCUGUUCAACAACCAGCCAGUACCACCGGAUGCUGUGCGCAUGGUGGGAAUUCGGAAGACUGCUGGGGAACACCUGGGUGUGACAUUCCGGGUGGAACGAGGCGAGUUGGUCAUUGCCCGUAUCCUGCACGGUGGCAUGAUUGACCAGCAGGGGCUGCUACAUGUGGGUGACAUCAUCAAGGAGGUGAAUGGGCAGGAGGUGGGCAGUGACCCACGGGCACUUCAGGAGGUGCUAAAGAACGCCAGUGGAAGUGUCGUACUCAAGAUUCUGCCGAGCUAUCAGGAGCCGCACCCACCACGCCAGGUCUUUGUGAAAGCCCACUUUGACUAUGACCCGGCUACCGACAACCUCAUUCCUUGCAAAGAGGCUGGAUUGAAAUUUAUUGCUGGGGACCUUCUUCAGAUUGUCAACCAGGAUGACCCCAACUGGUGGCAGGCCUGCCACGUGGAGGGCGGAAGUGCGGGGCUCAUACCCAGCCAGCUGCUGGAGGAGAAGCGCAAGGCUUUUGUGAAGCGUGAUCUUGAAGUCACACCAUCAUCAGGUGCCUUGUGUGGAAGCCUCAGUGGGAAGAAGAAAAAGAGGAUGAUGUAUCUGACCACAAAGAAUGCAGAGUUUGACCGCCACGAACUCUUGAUCUAUGAGGAGGUGGCACGCAUGCCUCCAUUCCGUAGGAAAACGUUGGUGCUGAUUGGUGCGCAGGGGGUUGGCCGGCGCAGUCUUAAGAACAAGCUGAUCAUGUCUGACCAGUCUCAGUAUGGAACCACCAUCCCAUACACUUCCCGAAGGCCCAAGGAGCACGAGCAAACAGGGCAGGUGUAUUGCUUUGUGACUAGGAAUGAGAUGGAAGCAGACAUCAAAGGAGGUCGCUACCUGGAGCAUGGCGAGUAUGAGGGGAACCUGUAUGGGACCAAGAUUGACUCUAUCCAUGAAAUUGUAGAGUCUGGCAAGAUGUGCAUUCUGGAUGUCAACCCACAAGCUGUGAAGGUUUUGAGGACUGCUGAGUUUGUACCCUAUGUGGUAUUCAUCGAAGCACCAGAUUUUGAGACACUACGUGCCAUAAACAAAGCAGCUCUGGAGAGUGGCGUGGCUACCAAGCAACUGACGGACGCCGACCUGAAGCGGACGGUGGAUGAGAGCUGCCGGAUCCAGCGGGGCUAUGGGCAUUACUUCGACCUCUGCUUAGUCAAUGACAACAUGGAACGGACAUUCCAACAGCUGCAACAGGCCUUGGAGAAGCUGCACAGUGAACCACAGUGGGUUCCUGUCAGCUGGGUAUACUAGAAGGGCCUGCCUGCUUCUCCCCUUCUGCCCCAAGCCACAGGAGACCUUGGCUUUCCCCAUCUCCCCACUUGGCCAAGGAACCCAGACUUUUCACCUGCUCCCCAGCAAGUCUCCUACUUUGCAACCUGUCUCUUGUCAACACAGGCUCACAGAGGUCCAGCCAAUUACACCGGAGCAAAGUUGGCUUUGUUAGAUUUUCUUUUUCCAGGAAGGUGCUUCCUCUAUUCAUUCCAAAAAGAACCCCUCCAGCUAACCAAGAACUAUUUUUUACUGCCACAGAUAGGUGGAUGUUCUUUGUCCUCCCCCCGCAUCAGAAACAAUGGGAUGUCCUGUAGUGAAGAAUUGAGUGAGCGGGGCUAACAAGUACCCACAAUGCCUUGCAACAUCUCAUUGGGAUGAUUUUUGGUAACUGACUGGCCUGAAUUGGGAAAAUGGCAUCUCUCUGACCACAGCUAACUCACUGCCAAAAACUCUGCUUUAUAGAUAGAUCCUCUCUUGAUAUUGCCAAAAGAACUGCUGGCCUGUGUUUCUUUCCCACUAAAAAAACUGAAAAGAAGCGUUGCUUCCGCAUAGGUUUGGUCUGUCUGUGCAAUACCACCACAAGACUUUUUUUAGUGGGAUAUUAAAGGGAAACUGGCAGCACAUCCUUACAUAGUUUGUGAGCCCUUGUGAAUGAAAAUGGAACGAGAUGACCUUAUGAUAGGAGCAUUGGUCUGGACUCUAAAGCCAACCAGGUCACCUGAACACUAUGACUGCAAAUAGCAACCUUAGCUUCAGUAUUGCUGUCACUA